ACUGACAUUUGACAUUCACUAGACCGAUUUGACGUUUGUCUCUGUUACUUUUUUUUGUGUUGUCAGAUGUAUAUAAACUAAGUAAUAAUAAAAAUGGAAUACUUCAGUUUGCGACACCUUUUUCUAUUGUUAGCAAUUCAUAACAAUUGCGUAUUCAGCCAAGUAAGUUCGGAAGACGAAAGUGAAACUGGUCGCUACGUUAUAGAAGGUCGAAUUUUUCCCUUGUCAGACUAUCAGACAAGUCAGGCGAACUGGCAAGCCAACACUCGAAUUCUUGUCAACGGUGGCGAGUACAUCGGUUUCGUAAAAAAAGACGGAUCACUGAUAGUCCACAAUGUCCCAUCUGGCUCAUACAUUGUCGAAGUGCUCAAUCCGGAAUAUACAUUUGAACCGGUCCGAGUUGAAAUCAACUCAAAAGGGAAAUACCGAGCCCGCAAAGUUAACCAUAUUCAAACGUCCCUGGUCAUUCAGGUGCCUUAUCCAUUAAGGAUGAAAGCUUUAGCCAAAACUCGAUAUUUUCAAGUACGAGAACAGUGGAGAAUUACAGACUUCAUUUUCAACCCAAUGGUAUUAAUGAUGGUUUUGCCAUUAUUAUUGGUCAUGUUGUUACCAAAACUAAUGAAUGAUCCUGAAACAAAGAAGGAAAUGGAACAGAUUCAAAGUUUGACUAAAUUUGAACUACCGGAAAUGUCUGAUAUGGUGUCUAACUUUUUAGCGGGAGGAUCGUCUCAAAGUGCCAAUGCUCAACAGAAUAAGAAGAAUCAAAAAGCGAAGAAGAGGCAGUAACUUAAAAACUACCUAGUCAUUACUAAUGUUUAGUUUCAAAGUUCCGUGUCGGUGUAUAAAGCUAUGUUAUUCACUGUUGUUCGUUUUUUUUUUAAUUACAAUAAACGUUACAUAAAUUUUACUAAA
Molecule: messenger RNA, 912 nt
Organism: Zophobas morio
Lineage: Eukaryota; Metazoa; Arthropoda; Insecta; Coleoptera; Tenebrionidae
Gene: EMC7
Product: ER membrane protein complex subunit 7
Exons: 1
Coding region: 94-786 (230 amino acids)
Cellular component (GO): EMC complex
Molecular function (GO): carbohydrate binding
Source: RefSeq, a predicted model, not a curated record